AUGCCCUCCCAAGACGAAACCAUCUCCAAAUUCAAACGCAUCGGGAUCGUCGGCUCCGGCAACAUGGGGUCGAUGAUGGCGUUUGCAUUCUCGGAACUCGGGCUGGACGUGUCGAUCUGGGACGCGAAAUACUCCAACGUGAAGCAACUGCUCUCCGCCGCAAAAGACACAAACUACAAGGGAAAAAUCGAAGGGUUCGAAGAUGUCUCGAAGUUCACGCAGUCCCUUGAGGGCAAGGGCGAGAGGAAGAUCUUCCUGUUUAGUAUCACGCACGGCGAUCCCGCUGAUAGCGUGCUGGGGAUGAUCAAGAAGGACCUUAAGAAGGGGGAUAUCAUUCUGGAUGGGGGGAAUGAGAAUUAUCGACGCACCGAGGCGAGGCAGGUGGAGUGUAGUAAGAUCGGGGUUUCGUGGAUUGGGCUUGGUGUUAGUGGGGGUUAUCAGUCUGCACGACGGGGGCCGAGUCUUUCGCCGGGUGGUGAUAAGGAGGCGCUUGAGUUGGUGAUGCCGCUGCUUGAGCUGUAUGCCGGCAAAGAUGCGAAGAGUGGACAGCCCUGUGUGACGCGGAUUGGGCCCAAGGGGGCCGGGCACUUUGUCAAGAUGGUGCAUAAUGGGAUUGAGGGGGGGAUGCUGAGCACGCUUGCCGAGGCGUGGUCGUUGCUGCAUUACGGGCGCGGCUUGAACUACGACGAAAUCGCCGACAUCUUUGAAGCGUGGAAUAAGGAGGGCGAGCUGCGGAAUAACUUCCUGCUAGAGAUCGGGGCUGAGCUGCUGCGCGUGAAGAAGACGCCGCAGGGAGACGGGAAGGGCGAGGGCGUCGGCGAUGGCGGAUACGUGCUCGACGACGUCCUCGACAAGGUCGUCCAGGACAACGACAACACCGAGGGCACGCCGUACUGGUCCGUCAUGGAGUCGGCAAGCCGGCACAUCUCCGCGCCCACCCUCGCAACAGCGCACUUCAUGCGCAUCGCCAGCGGCAACCGCAUCGAGCGCCUCGAAGUCGCCAAGCAGCUGCGCCUCCCCUCCCCGUCUCGCAUCCGCGGCAUGAAGGACAUCGAAGCCUUAAAGCAGCACCUCCAUGCCGCCGUGUACGCCUCCUUCCUGGCAUCUUUCUGCCAGGGUCUCGAGCUCAUCGCCCGCGCCUCCGACGACGAAGGCUGGGACAUCGACCUCGGCAAGUGUCUGCAGAUCUGGCGCGCCGGGUGCAUCAUCCGGUCCGAGGGGAUCGCGGACAUCCUGCAGCCCGCUGUGUCGGGGAACAAGAAGAUCAAGAACAUGAAGUUUAUUGAUGAAGUUGCGCAGGAGCUGCACCGGACUUUCCCCUCGCUGAAGGAGAUUGUCCUGGCUGCUGUGGACGCGGACCAUUAUAUUCCGGCUAUUUCGGCGAGCCUGGAGUAUGUCAAGUAUGAGGGGGGGACGAAUCUGCCGACGAAGUUCAUGGAGGCGCAGAUGGAUUUCUUCGGGGCGCAUGGGUAUAAUCUUCCUGGGGUGCCUGGGGAGGAUCCCGGGCCUGUGAACCCCGUCCCCAUCGCCGUCAUCGGCGGCACCGGCCUGCGCGAACUCCCCGGCUUCACCCAAGUCGCCUCGCUCAACAUCCAGACACCCUGGGGCACUCCCUCCUCCCCCAUCACGAUCCUGCACCACACGCACAAGGACCGCACCGUCGCCGUCGCCUUCCUCAGCCGCCACGGCCAGCACCACCAGAUCGCGCCGCACGAGGUCCCCGCGCGCGCCAACAUCGCCGCCCUCCGCUCCAUCGGCGUCCGCACAAUCAUCGCCUUCUCCGCCGUCGGCAGUCUGCAGGAGGAGAUCAAGCCCCGCGACUUUGUCGUCCCCGACCAGGUCAUCGACCGCACAAAGGGGAUCCGCCCGUUCACGUUCUUCGAGGGCGGCGUUGUCGGCCACGUCCCGUUCGGCGAUCCGUUCGAUGAGCGCGUUGCCAAGAUCGUCCGGGCUUGCGGGCAUAGUCUGGAGGGUGAGGGGGUGAAGCUGCAUGACCGUGGCACGCUUAUUUGCAUGGAGGGCCCCCAGUUCUCCACCCGCGCCGAGAGCAAGCUGUACCGCUCCUGGGGCGGCUCCGUCAUCAACAUGUCCUGUCUCCCCGAGGCUAAGCUCGCGCGCGAGGCCGAGAUCGCCUACCAGAUGAUCUGCAUGUCGACCGACUACGACUGCUGGCACGAGUCGACUGAAGACGUCUCCGUCGAGAUGGUCAUGGGCCACAUGAAGGCCAACGCCGUCAAUGCGAAGCACUUUGUCACGGCUGUUCUGAACGAGCUUGCGUCUGAGGAGAACGCCGAGCUCGUCCAGGCCAAGCAGUAUGCGGGGGCUGUCAAGUUCGGUCUCAGCACGGCACAGGCGAGCUGGAGCGUCGAGGCGAGGGAGAAGAUGAACUGGCUGUUCCCUGGAUACUUUGAGUAG
Messenger RNA from Aspergillus mulundensis, 2415 nucleotides. Its product is annotated as 6-phosphogluconate dehydrogenase, decarboxylating. Gene Ontology annotation, cellular component: cytosol. The transcript is spliced from 3 exons. Gene Ontology annotation, molecular function: NADP binding; phosphogluconate dehydrogenase (decarboxylating) activity; S-methyl-5-thioadenosine phosphorylase activity. The coding region runs from base 1 to 2415 and encodes 804 amino acids. Lineage: Eukaryota; Fungi; Ascomycota; Eurotiomycetes; Eurotiales; Aspergillaceae. Gene Ontology annotation, biological process: pentose-phosphate shunt; pentose-phosphate shunt, oxidative branch; nucleoside metabolic process. The record is from RefSeq and is a predicted model, not a curated record.